Molecule: messenger RNA, 3884 nt
Organism: Oreochromis aureus
Lineage: Eukaryota; Metazoa; Chordata; Actinopteri; Cichliformes; Cichlidae
Product: dipeptidyl peptidase 9-like
Exons: 21
Coding region: 211-2868 (885 amino acids)
Biological process (GO): proteolysis
Molecular function (GO): serine-type peptidase activity; dipeptidyl-peptidase activity
Source: RefSeq, a predicted model, not a curated record
AAAAAGCACCGGGUUUGUACUCCACCAGUACGAAUGUUCCGCCUCUUGAAUCACAGAGCCAGCUGCAAUUUGAGUGUGGCCAUUCUGGGCCAUGGAUACAAGCUCUAGCGGUCUCAAAAACUGUUUAUUGACAUCGAGCUAAUAAGGUUUGUAAGCCGGGUAAAGAAACAGUGGCCGCAUUGAUCUGACGUCACACGUGUUAACCAGUGAAUGCAUAGAGUCAAGAAGGUCAAACUUUGUGACAAUAAAGAGGGUAUCUGGACAAGCUGUGUGACUGUGAGCAUGACGGCUGUGGACGGCCUUUCGGAUAAUGCAGAGGUGGUGGAAAUGGAGGAUGUGCCAUCUCAGUUCUUUGUGGAGAAACACUCUUGGGAGGGCCUGCGAGAUAUUAUCCACUGUAGCAGGAAGUACUCAGGCAUGAUUGCCAACAAGGCUCCCCAUGACUUCCAGUUCGUGCAGAAAAAUGAUGAAAAUGGACCCCACUCCCACCGGCUCUACUACCUCGGAAUGCCUUAUGGAAGCAGAGAGAACUCAUUACUCUACUCAGAAAUCCCCAAGAAGAUUCGGAAAGAGGCCCUCUUAGUGUUGUCAUGGAAACAGAUGCUGGAUCACUUCCAGGCUACGCCGCACCAGGGGGCAUAUUCUCGAGAGGAGGAGUUGCUGAGAGAGCGUAAACGUUUGGGAGCAUUUGGUAUUACAUCCUAUGACUACCAUUCCCAGACUGGACUGUUCCUCUUCCAGGCUAGUAAUAGCCUAUUCUACUGUCAAGACGGUGGCAACAAUGGUUUCAUCCAGUCAGCUCCUGUAAAGCCUAUGGAGAUCAAGACCCAGUGCUCAGGGACCCGUAUGGACCCCAAGAUCUGCCCUGGAGAUCCAGACUUUAUAGCCUUUAUCAACAACAAUGACUUGUGGAUAGCCAACAUUAAGACAGGCGAGGAAAGGCGACUCACGUACUGCCAUAAAGGUUUAGAUAAUGUUAAGGAGGACCCCAAGUCUGCAGGUGUAGCAACUUUUGUCAUCCAGGAAGAGUUUGACCGUUUCACUGGCUACUGGUGGAGCCCCACAGCAGUAGAAGACCCUAAUGGAGGUAAAACAGUGUACCUUCUGUAUGAAGAAGUGGAUGAGACAGAGGUAGAAAUUAUUCAUGUUCCAUCUCCGGCACUUGAGGAGCGAAAAGCAGAUGCAUACAGAUAUCCUCGCACAGGUAGCAAAAAUCCCCAGUCUACACUUAAACUGGCAGAGAUCAAGACAGAUCAUCAAGGAAGAAUAGUGAGCACACACGACAAAGAACUGGUCGCCCCCUUUAACUCCUUGUUUCCUGGGACAGAAUACAUCGCCAGAGUAGGAUGGACGAGUGACGGCAAAUAUGGUUGGGCAGUGCUGUUAGACCGCAGUCAGAGGAAACUGCAACUUGUUCUGCUGCCACCCGCCCUCUUCAUCCCAGUGACAGAUGAUCCAGCUCUAAGACAGGAGAGUCUGGAGGCUGUGCCCACUAACACGCAGCCAUACAUAAUCUAUGAAGAAACCACUGACGUCUGGAUAAAUGUUCAUGAUAUAUUCUAUCCCUUUAUUCAAACGACAGAAGAUGAGUUUACUUUCAUUUGGGUAAAUGAGUCUAAAACAGGUUUCAGCCAUCUGUAUAAAAUCACAUCCCAGUUACAACCAGGCUGCUACCGUUGGAUAGAGGAAUACCAGCACCUAGAGGGAGACUUUAAAUGUGCAAUCAAAGAAGAGGUUACAUUGACCUGUGGGGAAUGGGAAGUGUUGGCAAGACAUGGUUCCAAGAUCUGGGUCAAUGAGGCAACAAAGUUGGUGUAUUUCCAGGGCACCAGAGACACUCCUCUGGAGCAUCAUCUUUACGUGGUCAGCUAUGAGUCACCUGGAGAUGUGGUCAGACUAACUAAGCCUGGCUUCUCUCAUAGCUGCUCUGUUAGUCAGAACUUUGACUUUUUUGUCAGCCACUACAGCAACGUGAGUACUCCUCCCUGUGUUCACGUCUACAAGCUGACUGGCUCAGAAGGUGACCCGUUGCACAUGGUUCCUGAGUUCUGGGCCAGCAUGAUGGAAUCGCCAGGUUGUCCGGGAGAUUACAAUCCACCUGAGAUUUUCGACUUUCCGGGGAAGUCAGGCUUCCAGCUUUAUGGGAUGGUAUACAAGCCUCACAACCUGCAGUCUGGGCGGAAACACCCCACUGUUCUCUUUGUCUACGGAGGCCCACAGGUGCAGUUGGUUAACAACUCUUUUAAGGGCAUGAAAUACCUCCGCCUGAACACGCUGGCUUCUCUCGGCUAUGCUGUGGUUGUCAUUGAUGGGAGGGGUUCUUGUCAGAGGGGCCUUGAAUUUGAAGGAGCACUCAAAAACAAAAUGGGUCAAGUAGAGAUUGAAGACCAGGUGGAGGGGCUGCAGUAUGUAGCAGAGAAGUUUAACUUUGUGGACCUGAGCCGUGUUGCCAUCCAUGGCUGGUCCUAUGGAGGUUUUCUUUCUCUCAUGGGCCUCAUCCAGCGACCCAAUAUCUUUAAGCUGGCUAUUGCAGGAGCCCCAGUGACUGUGUGGAUGGCCUACGACACAGGCUACACAGAGCGUUACAUGGAUGUGCCUGAGAACAACCAACAGGGCUACGAGGAGGGAUCUGUGGCGCUGCAUGUGGACAAGCUCCCUAGCGAGCCCAACCGUUUGCUUAUUCUCCACGGCUUUCUGGAUGAGAAUGUACACUUUUUCCACACCAAUUUCCUAGUGUCACAGAUAAUCCGGGCUGGAAAGCCCUACCAGCUUCAGGUCUACCCCAACGAGCGGCACAGUAUCCGCUGCCCUGAGUCUGGAGAACACUACGAGAUAAUGCUGCUGCACUUUCUACAACAAUACCUCUAAAACCAGACAACAGGGGAGAAGUGAAGUCAAGUUCCCCUCUUCCUUCUUUUACCCCUCCCAACUGUCCGCCCACCUGUAUUCUCCAUGACCUCCCCACCCCAGCCCAUUUAUGUUUACCCCGUCAGCGAGAAACACAUCAGAUACCCAGCAGCCACCAGCCCCCCCCAUUUGUAUCACUUCUGCAUUACAUUUCCUUCUCUCUGUCUCGUUCUGUUACUCAAUUGCUCUCCCAGUCUUCUUCACGCUCCCUUCACCCCCAUGUACAGUCUGGAGAAAGGUUUACGUGCACAACAUGUGGUGUCCCACCCAGAAAGCCGAACAAAGACUUGUGAAGAAAUGUUUGCAGGCUGUGUCAGUCUGACUCAUUGCUCACUCACAUCUUCAUUUCUACAGCCACGAUGGUUUCUGCCAAACGUUAUCAAAUUGUUUGCCCGCCCCCCCAAACCUGUUUUGUUUACUCCAGUCAGAGGUAGAAGCGGGGGUUACAGUUCACAGAUAUGACAUGGAAUGUGUACACACAUUUGCAGACUUAAACUUUUACAGUAUACAUGCAUAUGUAAAAUACAGUUCAUCUCAUACAUAAGCACAGACACUCACACCCACCCUCACAAUAGCCAUACAUACUGUGGGUCUGUACCUUGGAGUUGGUGUAAUAAUCAAGAAAGGAAGAAAAUCAAGGCUCUUCCUCUGUCUGUGUUUUUAGCGUUUGUUGUUUAAAAUGAAAUAUUUUUAUGGAUUUUUAUUCUUUUUUUUUCAUGAGUGCUGAUGGAAGGCACUCAUUGAUGUUUUUGCGCCGUCUUACCCCGUAAUAUUACAUUGCUCGAGAUGUCUGCUUGCCUUCUUAACACAUAAUUUAUAUUUGCCAAAGUACCUCUUGACUCUUGAUCAUGCUGGUAUUUCCCUUUUUUACUGCAAUAAAGACAACAAGAGGGUGAGCACUGGAGUCUUACAACAGCUUUGUACCACCGAAAUACAAUUUGUACAUGAUAAUGAAUAAAUGUAUGAAUCAAUCACAA